CUGGCCCAUCUCGGUUGCCUACACUGGCUGGCAGCGCCUCUGCACAGUUCCAGGCGGGGAAUGGAGAUGCUGCUUGGGGGCUUGAACCCGGAGCCUUCUGCAUGCCAAACAGGUGCGCUUCCUCACGCCGCCAGCCAAUCGCCUGCCCCGCAAGGAUGCCGAGAGAAACCGGGGGGCGGGAGAGAGAGAGAGAGAGAGACACUGACUUCCUGCUCAGUUCACCUGCUGGGAGGGCGGGGCCAAGAGGCCCAGGUAAACCUGGAGCGCGCGUGCGAGCGAGUGCGCGCUCUCCCUGCGGCCCCACCCUUGAAACUGGCUACCUGCGGCGGAAGGGGCGCCCCACAAGGAAGUUGCUGAGUGGGAGAGGAGGAGGAGGGGAAGCGAGUCGCCCAGCGCCCGGGAGAAAAGCCCCAGCUCCCCCGGGGAGAAGGAGUCGCACUCGAGGCUGCAAGGGAGGAAGACGAAGAACACGACGCCUUCUCUUUUCUAAGAAAGUUGCUCGCUGCUUUCGACUCGCCGACGAGGAUUGCUCCGGCCAUGGCUUCUGGCUAAAGCCCCCGCCCCCUCCCGCCGCGAUUCUUCUUUUCUGUUUCCCUGAUCUAGCCAGGAAUUGCUUUGGACCUCUCCAAAGUGGGGAUUCUCUGGAAACUUUUCCUGCCUUGCUUUCCUCUCGCUCUCUUCUCCCUCCCCCCCCCCCCCAAUCGCACGUUAUCGUAAACUUUCUGUAAAAAGGAGAGAAUAAAGCGGGAGGAAAUCUAAAUAUGAAGGAUUACCGGCUUCCCAGCGAAGGAAAAAUGAACAUUUAUCACCCACCUUCCGGGGCUACAUCGAAGGCGUAUGUUUCAGGCCUAAAGUACAGCAAUAAAUUGGAGGUAAGUGCUUGUUUGGGAAAUUUCGGGAGGAGGCGGGGAGAGAUUGGAGUGGAUCAUCUGCGCUCCCUUUCCAGAUCUUGUGGAUCAUUCCCAGAAAAUUGUCCGGGACAGGAGUCUUUGGUGGCCAAUCUCUUUGCUGCUGUUCUUACCUUUUCCCCAAGCUGUAUCAUGAAAAGUGAGGACGUUUAAGAGUUAAUGACCGAGUCAGGAUCGGGGCCCUUAAACUCGGGUUUAAGGCGCGCGUGUUUCAGUGGGGCUUACUUGCGAGGAGGAGUGCGCGCGUGUGUGUGUUAGGAUGGCGGCGUUUCACUAGAAAGGAAGAAAAGAAAGAUUCCUCCUUUAGGGCUAGGCUUGUAUCAAGUUCGGAAGAUGAACUGCCUUGAGCCUGCAUGGCAGGAGUCAGCUGGAAGGGACCUGCCAUUUCUGUGACUGUCCCUCAGCCUUGAAAAAAUCUCUCUCCAAGAACUGUUAAAGUCUCAGCCUAUGCAUGUUUCGGAGUAAGGCAAUUGCGUUCAUACCAAGCUGGCUUUUGGUGGCCAGGGAAAGGGCAGAACAACUUUUAUGAUGAAGAAAGAAAGCCAUUCUAUGGCCUUGCAAAAGAUGCUGAGGUGCCACACUUUGAGCUCAUCCUGGUACCUGACAUCUUGUUUUGAAAUAAGUAGUUUGGCAGUGGACCAUCUUGGGUUCCCCCAUGCUGGGUGGCCAAAUUUCCCCAAAUGCAAAGAGGUGUUUUGUUUUUGUGCUGGAGAUUUUGAAAGGCUUGAUGUCAGCUGCUGUGUCCUCAGCCUUGGAUUCCAUUUUAAGCAGAUUGUCCUCCUCUCUUGGUCAGUUUUUCAGGGUGGUUUUAAAAUGUAGGUGCUGUAGAUUAAAAGUCGAGGUCUCUGCUGUGGAUUUCUUUCCUGUUAUGCUCUUUUGUGUAGCGCCGAAAAGGGUUAAUUUACCGUCUCUUGUUAAGGUCAGAGGCCUGGCUGUUCUUAUCCAAGUAGACUUUCCAGUUGAGCCAGUGAACUGAGGACACCUGGCUGGGUAGCUGCUGCCUCCCCGUGGGUGAGGUCUGCGGAGGCCUCUCUAUUAUGUGGGAAGCGUGUGGGCUUUCCUUAAUUAAAGCCAAUCCCAUUUUUAAAUGUGUAAUUUUUUAAAAUUAAAACUUGAACUUGGCUCCAUUCAACCUUGCUCUUAAAAUGUGCUGCGAUGAUCUGGAGGAGUUGAAAUCUCCUCUUUCCGUUUGAUCACUUUUAAAGAUUAUUGUGGAUGAUAAAUGUGGAAGCUCAUAUCUCUCCUCCUCGCUUAGAACUGCAAGACAAGCAUACAGGGCCAGUUCCAGGUGGGUUUUUUCUUUGGGGGGUGGGGCUCAGUAAAAGCGCCCACUUCUGGAUGCCAUCUUAUGUAAGGGCCCCCGCCUUUCAGGCUUUCCUGGGGACAACGGCUGGGUUGAUAAACCACCAUUUAAAAUUUCCCACAGUGCCAUGGAGAGAAGCUACUUUGGGGGAAAUCCACAUACAUAUUAUUAUUUAGCUGGAAUUCCUGCAUUGCAAGGAGUCGGAAUACAUGACCUUUGGAAAUCCCUUACAACCUUGCAAUUCUAUCAUCAUCAUCAUUGUUCUAGAUUAUAUUCUUCUUUCUCUUCAUUGCACAGUCCCAGGCCCGGUUUCAACUAUUUAAACAUACAGUCUUAAAUGUGAUUAAAACAAAUGGCAGUCAAUAUACAUGGGUAGGUCUUUAUAUAUACACCGUGUCAAGGCCAGAAGAAAGGGUUGUAUCUUUAGGGAGGAGAUUGCAAAGCCCAGGGCCAGCUAUAAAUAAUGCCUCUCCCCCCCCCCCCAAUUUCUGAUGCCUGAGAAAAUACCAAGCAGAAACUACCAUCUACUGGUCUUAACACCUGUGAGGGGCUGCUGGGGGGAACUCAAAAUGGCAGCUGCCCAACCUAAUGGUGGGAGGUGGCGGCAGCAGCAGGGAAGAUACCUUUCAAAAAUGGGGAGCUGCCAUCUUGGCAUCACCACAAUCAAUAUCCCAUUACACUGGAUUUUUCCCCCCUGGGACAGUGGGAGGGAACAGAUAAUCUUUGCAGAAGCCUCACUGGAUGCCUCUGGUUUCCUUUCUCCUCUCCCUUCCUCAAAACUCCUAUUGCUGUUGGCAAACCUCCCCUCCAAUACAUAAAAGCAUCCCAGCGGACUGCAGCAGCUGAGGGUACAUCCUCUCUGCUUCUUCUUAAAAGCAAGCAACACACCUCUCCAAAUAAAGUCGAUCCCUGUGGCCUGAAUGAAUUGUGUACCUGAAGCAAACUUGUGUCGAUGGCUUGCUAUUUUGGCAUAACCUACAAUCAAAUGCUAUGCAUAUUUAUGCAGUAGUAAACAACUACAGUAUUCUAGGGGGCUUGCUCCCAGAUAAGUGUGCAGCCUUACUGCACAAUCCUGUGUUUUACUCAGACGUAAGCCCUGCUGAGGGACGCGGGUGGCGCUGUGGGUUAAACCACAGAGCCUAGGACUUGCCAAUCUGAAGGUCGGCGGUUCAAAUCCCCACGACGGGGUGAGCUCCCGUUGCUCAGUCCCUGAUGCUGCCAACCUAGCAGUUCGAAAGCAUGUCAAAGUGCAAGUAGAUAAAUAGGUACCGCUCCGGCGGGAAGGUAAACGGCUUUUCCGUGCGUUGCUCUGGUUUGCCAGAAGCGGCUUAGUCAUGCUGGCCACAUGACCCGGAAGCUGUACGCCUGCUCCCUCGGCCAAUAAAGCGAGAUGAGCGCCGCAACCCCAGAGUCGGCCACGACUGGACCUAAUGGUCAGGGGUCCUUUAUAAACCCUGCUGAGCUCAAUGAAGCUUACUGCCAGGCAAGCAGGUUUAGGAUUGCAUAUGAAAUGUAUGAUGUGGCUUUAUACCGAGUCAGACCAGUGGUUAAUCUAGCUCAGUAGUGUCUGCACUGACUGGCAGUGGCCCACCAGGGUUUCAGGCAAGGGAUUCUUUUCCCAGCCUUAACUGUAGAUGCUGGGGAUUGAACCCAGGGGCUUCUGCAUGCAGGACAGAUGCUGUACCACUGAGCUACACUUCCCUUCCCCCUUAGCUGUAGCCCUUCCUCUAAUAGGAGUACAUGCUUAUUUCCCGUGCUACUUCCCCCCAUACUUUAGGAAGAGGCUAGAAGCUGUUCCUUUGCUUUGAUCUUAUUUCCUGUCGCAUUCCUGACUCCGCUUUCAUUAUAAACUUGGAAUUAGGUUCAGUUCUUUUUUAAAAAAGAUGUGACAUUAACUGCAGCUCAAAAUGUUGUUCUGCAUUCCAGCAUAAAACCAGGAAGGGUCUCCUCUCUACAGCACAAUUUAUAUUAUAACAUGUUGAACAAAUUCAGCAUGAGAUUUUGCUGAAGCCUGAAAAAGCCACCUGAUGAAUUUCCUGGUGCUGUGGCCAGUCGAUUUUUAAAAAGGAAAACUUGCUAAAAAUAUCCUUCAGGCUUCAGUAUAUUGAGAGAGAUCUCUCUGCCUCUCUUUAACCCCCUCUCCAGUUUGUGCUCUGUGAUGGUGAGUCACUGAAGAAGCGGUGAUGUAGAUCCUUCAGCUUUAUGACGGGAUGUUGACACUUUCUUUUUUACAAACUGGGUUCAUACAAAAUUCCCCUUCUCUUACGGAAGCCGGCAGGGAAUUUUAGUUUUCAACAGUAUCUAAGAUCUCAGUUUUACUUUACCUAGUGAUGCUCAAGGGAUUUGAUCUUUUCAAAUCCCUGUGCAGAAAUUACCUGAUUCGCUCACCUCUGAAUGGGGUGAGGAUUGGGAUUUGGCUAUCUAUCCUAAAGUAUCAAUCCUAAUACUAUCCAUCCUAAAGUAUUUUGAGGGGCAUUUUAGAUUGGUAGAUCAUAGUGGAAACAGAACAGAAUGAUGGGGUUAAAAACAGGCCAAGGUUGCAUAUGCAUCAUACAUUUAAAAUAUGCCCACUCCAAGAAUCCUGGGAACUGUGAUUUGCCCCUCAGAGCUACAGUUCCCAGCACUUUUAACAAGCUACAGUUCCCAGAAGUCUUUGGGAGGAAGAAAUGUGUCCUGAAACAGAAAAGGACAGAUUUCACCUCUUCCCAAGUUUACUAUGCUUAUUUGAAUGUUUUGUUUUAAAAGAUUUUAUUUCUUUUUUUUUUUUACUCUGCCUUUACAUUUCAAAAUUGCUUAGUUAUUGCAAAUGAGCAAUAACCAAGGAGAAGUCUUUUAAAAUAGCCACACGGUGCUUUGCCACUUGCCUGAGUGAGCAACUGCCACCCCACCCCCAAAAAACCACCAAUUGGCAUAUAACUUGAAGCACUUUCCUUCUGUGUUUUUUACAUUGCCCUGUGUUGUUAAUUAUUCACCAUUAUAUCCUUUUCUUCUUCCAAGACACACAAGCUAUAUACAUAGGAGCCAGUGUGGUGUAGUGGUUAGAGAGCUGGACUAGGACCUCUGAUCCUGGGGUUCGAAUCCUCACUCAACCACAAAGCUCUCUGGGUGAACUUGGGUCACCCACCCACUCUUAGCCUGACCUAUCUCACCUGAAGUGAGGAUAAAAUUGAGAGGAAGAGAUGUAUAUAUGCCACCUUGAGCUCCUUGGAGGAAAGGUGAGAUAUAAAUGCAAUAAUUAAAUAAAUACAGAUUGCCCUCCUCGUCUUCUCAACAAUCCUGGGAGGUAGCCUAGGCUGAGAUGAGGGGAUGGUCCAAGGCUACCCAGUGAACAUCAUGUCCAGGCCAGAGAUUCUGGUUCUCAUCUUAGACAGGGCUGUGACCCAGCUGCACAAACUCUGCCUUUUUCAAAGCUGAAAGAACCGGCAGGCCAGCUGGCCAAAUUGGCGCCGUGGCUGUGGUUGUUACUUAAAUGCAAAAUACCUUUACAAUGCUACUGAGCAACUGUCUUCUCAGAAAUUCGUACAGCCACCCUGUAAGGAAGGCCAGUAUUAUUACUGGGCUUGUGUUGCAAAUGCAGAGCUGUGUCUGCAAACUAGCAGCAUGUUGGUGAUCACCUAAUCAAUGGAGACCUUAGGCAGCAGUCUAACCAGGGACUUUGUGGCCAGUGGAAGCACAUUAUUUACAGCUGUAGGCCUGUGCCCCGCUACCUGGAAGUAAACCUCAUUGGACUAAGUGGGAUUUCCGAAGAGAAGAAGAAGAUGAUGAUCUUCUUCUUCUUCUUCUUCUUCUUCAACAACAACAACAGCAGCAGCAACAACAACUUGUUAUUUAUACCCCACCCAUCUGGCUGGGUUUAAGAUCACUCUGCGUGCAGCACACAGCCCUCCAGAUCUCCCCGCACACUCUUACAGCGCAUUCUGCAGAGUCCUUUGACCUCCUACACACUGUCCAAAAACCCAGCGCUUCCCUGGAAGGGAAGAGCUUUCAGAUGCAUAGAUGGAGAGCCUUGAUGGUGUUAUUUUUGUUCCUCCCUGACCUGCCUCAUCUUGUCUGCCAUGGGGAAGGGAGGCUGGCCUUUGCUUAGUUCCGCAUUGUAACUUGCACACCCAGAAUGUAAACAGACUCUGCUGCAAAGUAGGGGGGCGGGGAGGACUGCUUGUUUGCAGAAGAUGGAUAUGGAUUGCCAUCAGAUUUGUUUGGGGCUCUUUAACCCUUUAUUUACAAAUAUACAGUAUAUACAUAAUCUCUUUGGGUUUGGGUUAAGUAAUAAUAAUAAUAUGCAUUAACUACUGGUUAGGAUCAAAAUCUCCUGUUGGUGCCUGGACAUCUUUUAAUGUGUUGUUGCGUUAAAGUGUACACCAUCAAAUAUAAUGUGUGAAUGUGACAAAUGGGUGUUUAAAAAGCCAUGAGUUGAUUUGCAUGCUUGACAGAGAGCCAGGACUGGCCCCUGACUUCCUGUUGAGUGUACUUGCAGUGGUAAACCUGGGUUAGUUGCUAUGUAAAGUGAAAUGGCCCUGAUCCACUGACCAUUAAUCUUUGGGUGCUUCCUGUUUCAAAAUCGGACCAUAGCCCUUCGUAACCUGCCACUAGCAGCCAUCGCUUGUGACAUAGUCAGAAGAUUUAAGGAGCAUUUGAUGGAACAAGGAAUCUGUCCCCCCCCCCCCCCGCCGACUUGCUUUGGGUGCAGUGGUUGGAAAGCUGCUAUAAAACUAAUUCUGUGUUUGGUUUAGUCUUGUUUCUUUAAAGAAAAUAGAGGAUUUUUUUUUUAGGAUAAAAAAAUGAAAAUGAAUAAUAAUAGUAAUAAUAAUUUUAUAAUUUAUACUCUGCUCAUCUUGCUGGGUUUCCCCAUGAAGUGUUGAGAGUGGGCAAACCCACACGCUAUGUGCAGCAAAGAAUUGGAGGAAGGACUUUCAUAGGCACCUGUCUCUAAGGUCUGAUCGCCCUUAUCUAGAACGAAUGUGCAUGCUCUACUUCCCAUGAGAUAACAGCUCCAUCAGGCUGCAGAGAAGAGGGAGAGGAGGGGAGCAGGGCCACUCCAUUGGUCCUAUAGACAUAUUAGCUCCUUUAUGGCUUCUCCUCUGCUUGAACUACUCCCACCCCAGCUGGUUGUUUGUAGGCAGUGCUUUUUUCCUGGGGGGACGCAGGGGUACACAUACCCCCUACCAGGCAUGGCCAAACUUGACCCUCCAGCUGUUUUGGGACUACACUUCCCAUCAUCCCUGACCACUGGUCCUGUUAGCUAGGGAUGAUGGGAGUUGUAGUCCCAAAACAGCUGGAGGGCCAAGUUUGGCCAUGCCUGCGCCUAAACAUUUUGUGAAUCUAAGUUCGGCCUCAUUGAGGGCAGUAUUUCAAUAUGAGUAGGAAAAUGAGAGUACCUCUAAACUUUUUUUUAAGAAAAAAAGCACUGUUUGUAGGAAUUCUGACUCGGAACCUGCCUGUUUGCUUCUCCUCUCUGUCUUUAUAUUUGUUAUCCAAUCUGGGAACCCUUUUGGCUGAACAGUACAAAUGCGUUCAUUUUUUAAAACCCAAAACAAUUUCAACAAUCCUUGGAAUAAACCAGGCAGAUCAAUGUUUUAUGGCUACAGGGGGAGGGCUCUGAGACUAACACAGCUUCCCUGACAAUUCAGUUCUAUACAUGUUUACUUAGAAAGUAAGCCCUGCUACGCUCAGUGGGGCUUACUCCCAGGUAAGUGUACAUAGGGAGCUGCAGGCUGCAGGCCUGAUGAGCUCCUGUUGGAGGUGAGGACUUCCUGGUCCAGAGUACAACAAGCCUUUUGCUGCUGGCACAGUCCCUGAAGUAGGAUUAUUUUGGUUAAUCUUUACAACAAACCAGGUUUAUGAUCGAUCAAGAUUGCACUCUUUGUAUUGCAGGCUGGGUGGUGCAGACUCUGACAGUAAUCAAUUUAUUUAUUCAAUUUCCAGAACUUCACUUCUUUACUGCCCAAUAAUAACCGAAUCUCUGUUGACAGAAUCUUUUGCCCAAUGUGGAGCUUGAACUCACAACCCUGAGAUUAAGAGCCUCGUUAUCUGCUGACUAAGAUGUCCAUUUUAGCAUGGAAUAAAAACAGAGCAAUGCAAAACCAGAAUAAAAACAACAUGGCAGGUCAUAAACCUGCAGAGAGAUUUGAACUGGACAGCUGGCAUUUUUUACUCUCUUUCUGUCCCCCUGUCCUCCCCCCCCCCCGCCAAAAAACUCCAACUUCCUGGCACGAUAAUCCAAUGCUGCCAUGGGGAUUUCUAUGAAAAGGUGAUGGACAAACUUUCGUUUCUCUGAACUUGCUCUGUUCCUUCUCCCUCCCAACUCCUUUUCCUUUUGUGUCGUGCCUUUUUAGAUUGUCUUCCCAAGGGCAGGGACUCCUUUAUGAUUGUCAUAAUACUCGAAAUAAACUUGCUGACUGCAUAUAGAAACAGUGAUGUCAGCAUUCCUCAUGGUGUGUGUAUCGAUUGCGACACCCCCUGCCCCUUGGUUCGUGAUGCCUGCAAAGAGGUUGGCACAGUCACACACUGGAUAGAUCGGAAACUGACUUCUGCUUGUGCCGGUUCCCUUUUCCCCUUUAGGAAAGAGUUGAGCAAACUUUACUCCUCAGUUUGCUUGAGAAGGACUAGUCCAGCCCGAACAUGUUAUGCAGAUGAUCUGUCCUCUUCACCCCUCUCUGACUGUAGUUAGAAUCUCCUAAAUUCUUUGGUUCCUUCCUCCUCUGGCCUCUUCCCCCCAGCAAAAAUAAAAAGCAAAUAGAAAGUUUUUCUCCCUUUCUACUCAUGGUCAUCCAGUGAAGCUGAAUGGUGAGAUAUUCAGAACAGGCAAGAGAAAAUACUUACUUAUUCAGCACAUAGUCAAAUUAUCGAAUUAGCUACUGCACAAUGUGGUGAUGGUCACCAACUCAGACAGCUUUGGAAAGGGCUUAAGACGAAUUCAUGGGGGAUAAGGUGACCAGUGGCUGCUAGUCAUGCUGGUUGUACAUACAGGUGAAACUCAAAAAAUUAGAAUAUUGUGGAAAAGUUCAUUUAUUUCAGUAAUUCAACUUAAAAGGUGAAACUAAUAUAAGAGAUAGACUCAUGACAUGCAAAGCAAGAUAUGUCAAGCCUUUAUUUGUUAUAAUUGUGAUGUUUAUGGCAUACAGCUGAUGAAAACCCCAAAUUAACAAUCUCAGAAAAUUAGAAUAUUAAAUGAAAUCAGCAAAACGAGGACUGCAAAUAGAGCAAUAUUGGACCUCUGAGAAGUAGAAGCAUGCACAUGUACUCAGUAGUUGGUUUGGGCCCCUUUUGCAUCAAUUACUGCCUCAGUGCGGUGUGGCAUGGAUGCUAUCAGCCUGUGGCACUGCUGAGGUGUUAUGGAAGACCAGGAAGCUUCAAUAGCAGCCUUCAGCUCUUCUGCAUUGCUUGGUCUCAUGUCUCUCAUCCUUCUCUUGGCAAUGCCCCAUACAUUCUCAUUUUUGAGUUUCACCUGUAGUAUCCAGAAUUGGAGGCAGGAUGCUUCCGAAUACCAGUUGCUGAGGGAGAGAGGGCUGUUGCUCUCAGAGUCCUGCUUAUUGGAUUUGAUAUCCCGCUUUAUCACUACCCUAAGGAGUCUCAAAGCGGCUAACAUUCUCCUUUCCCUUCCUUCCCCACAACAAAGACUCUGUGAGGUGAGUGGGGCUGAGAGACUUCAGAGAAGUGUGACUAGCCCAAGGUCACCCAGCAGCUGCAUGUGGAGGAGUGGAGACGCGAACCUGGUUCCCCAGAUUACGAGUCUACCGCUCUUAACCACUACACCACAUUGGCUCCCCAUCAGCACCUAGUUGAGCAGGAGGAUGCGAGAGGGGAUAAUACUAGCCACAGUGACAAAGCAGGAUGUAGGGCAGGGUCUUCCAUCCCUUAUGCAUCAUUCAAACGAUCUGGAAAGUCAGAAUUAAAGAGCCUUUGUUCUAUCCCAGGACCUAGAGAAAUGAGAGCAGGGAUAGCCAAAAUGGUUCCCUCCAGGUGUGGUUGGCCUGCAUCUCCCAUCGUCCCUGGCCAUUGGCUAUGCUGGCUGGGGCUGAUGGGAGUUGUAGUUCAUCAGCAUGCACCAUGUAGAUUAUUUUGACUCUCACCCCUCUAGGUACUGAGUUGCCAUUAUGGCUAGCCCUUUGUGGGUGGCUACCCAAGGGGCGUAGCAUGGCGGGGUACCAGGAGAGUUGUGGCCUCCGGCUCUGACAACAGGUGUUACACCACUGAGCUACUCUCAUGCCUUUUUCUAAGCUAGAGGAUCCGAAACUGUUGUCUGUGGACCACAAGUGGCCUGUAGUUUCAUUCACUUAGCCCAUGACAUAAAAUCCUAGAAUUGUUGGGUCAUCUAGCCCAACCCCCUGCAACACAGGAAUCUUAUUUGCCCAACGUGGGGCUCAAACUCACAACCCUGAGAUUAAGAGUCUCAUGCUCUGCCGAGCGAGGUGUCUGUGCAUUUGUGGCUGAGUACGGGAGACAGCUCGCCCGUCUUAUUCAAUGUUCCUAAUGAUUUUUAGCGGUCUUCUCAUUGCAUCUUUUAUUUCUUACGCUGCAUUUCAUUGUAUUACAGUUUGAAUUCUUCGGAAUGCAAAUUGUCAUGCAGCAUAAGGAACAAAAGACGUGGCUACACAAUUUAAAAUCUUGCUGCACCUAGCGCGGCACAUUGCAAUCACUACAGCUGGCAGGAAACCCGUUCAGUGGUCUGUCAAGACCUCCAGUCGUUUUCAAGUGGUCCAUGGGGUGGGGGAAAAAGGUUUGGGAGACCCUGUUCUAAUUCAAGCAGUAUCAGCUGGGUGACUCUCUAGGCCAGAGACCUUCAGUUGGCCUUGGGUGUCACUGAAUCAGAUCCUGGGAGCAGCUUGGAAGAAGGAAAGGGCAGUUUCUCCCUUCUGGCUAAGCCUCUAAACUUGUCUGGAAUGGCUCUCGCUGACCAACUACUUCACAUAUGGCCUAACUUGGACAUAUUUCCUCUGUGUUUCAUUUGAGGUCUGAGUCAUCAAAGGGAUAAGUAACAAACAGGGUUGAAUGAAACCAGACUUACGCAACAGCGGCGUGAGAGGACUCUCUCUCUUGGAGAAGGAAGUGAGCCCUGAGUAAAUGAUUAGAGGCAGUGAAAGAGGAGAAGAGGCAGCUGCCUUAUGCCAAGUUAUACCCCAUCUAGCUUAGUGUUGUCUGCUCUGAUUGGCAGCACCCAGCCAGGAUUUCAGGCAGGCUUUUUAUUCCAGCACCUCCUGCAGUUGUCAGGGAUUGAACCUGGGACUUUGCUUCAUGCAAAGCCCUUCCUUGAUACUUUGAUUUAGGCAGGGGAUAUAGUCUCCCAGUGGACUCAGAGCAGAGGCCAGGGCCUGUUUCCCUUCUGCUUUCCUGCCGACAGGAAGAUGCCUUACACCGAGUGAGUCCAUUGAUGCACCUAGCCAAGUACAGUAUUGUCUUUCCCCACAUAUAAAUUGUGAUGGUUCCCAGGCGGAUUAUAUUCUCUCUAAGCCAAAACCACCCGUACUGCUUUCAAUAAAUACUUAAAAAUAAUAAUCCGCCGUGCUUCCAGGAUUUUUUGUACAAUGUAGUGAAGGCUGAAACAAACGAUGUUGGUAAAUUCAAAAAUCAACCAUUUGGCAGAAUAAAUUCAAUAUUGCAAGAUAAGUAAAUAAAUUUAGGCUCAAGUAUAUAAACAACAAAGCAAACCGAGAGUUCUGGUUUGCUCUCCUGCAACUUCCCCCAACCUGGUUCCUUCCAGCUGUUGUGGACCCCAUUUCCCAUCAGCUUCAGGCAGCACAGCUGGGCUGAUGGGCGAUGCAGUACAAAACAUCUGGAGGACACCAGGUGUGUGUGGAGGGGGAAGGCUGCUCUCCCCUUUCAGUGGGUCCCAAGAGCGGUUCUGUGCUCGGAAUGGCUUUGCCACAGAGGACAGUUACGCAGCUGUGGUUUGGAUGCCCAGUUCCUCCUUGAUUCCUGCAUGCUUCCUCCUCUGGUAUGGCCCUCCGUAUGCUUUUGAACCGCAACCCACACCACCCCCAGCAACUGAUCAUGCUGCCUUGGGCUGCUGGGGGAGACCAACCGCAUUGUAAUUAUUUAUAGCCUGUCUUUUUCAGGGACUUGAGGCGGCUUACGGAUCAAAUAGAAACAGUUAAAAACAGGAAAACAACAACAAUACCUUUAUAGAACUAGAACGAUAUCUGAGUAUAAAUGAUUGAUUAAAAGCGUACAGAUGAUUACAAUAAAAACAGCACGGUGAAGCAUCUGGUGGGCUGCAGAUUGACCUGUAAAUCAUCCAUUUCCUGUAGGCCAUGGCUGCAGAACUCUGGCGGCUUGCCUUGUAUUCAAGUCUGUCGGUCACAAGAGCAGACAGAGCAGCCGAAAAUAAAGUCAUUGUGCAAGGCCCGGCUGCUGUUCUUGCUCAUCCGGCGCCAAAUAUCUUGGCUUUACAUGAGCAGCAGAGGUCUCAGUUCACUAAGGCACUACGUUCUGAAAGAACAGGCGGUGGUGGGGAGAGACCAGAGUGGCGAGAGGCGGAUGUGAGCCACGUUUCUAGUCCUUCGGCUCAGUCACACAGCUCCGAGUGAGGAUUAAGGCGUUCGAAUCCGAGUCCUCGGAGGAAAAAGGUGGGAUUUGAGAAUGGAUUUAAAAGAAGAGAGAGAAAUGGGAACCUGCCAUGAGAGCUAUGCUGUGCCUCCAUGGCCAGAAGCAGUAAAUAACUCUGAAUGCUGGAACCACAGGCGGAGGAGGGGAGAAGGCUCUUGGGUUCGAAUUCUGCUUGUGGGUUUCCCCUGGAGGCAUCUGGUUUGGCCUCUGAGAGAGCAGGGAUGCUGGACUAGAUGGGCCACAGACUUGUUCCAGCAGGCUGUUUGGCUGUUCUUAGAAAGGAGAAUGUAGGUUUUGUCUUUUGCUUCUAAGAAAGUGCACCGGGCUAAAGGGGGGGGGGGGAGAGACACUCUGAUCUUUUCCAGUCAGCUGAAAGUUGCUGACUUAACAGGCGGAAGUCUGUCACCUUGGAGCUGUGGACGCCAAAAGCGCAAACCACGAGUGAGGCGUGGCCUGGCUGAGCCGGCCUGGCUUGGUUCUGCUCCGCAGGUGCUGCCUGAGCAGGGAUGGGCAGCCCAGAAAGGAACACGGAAGUCCCCGAAACUCUUGCAGAAAGUGUGUGAGCAACACGUUUUGUUCCGCUGCACUUUCUGGGGAUGAGUGUGUGUAUUUGUGCCUUCUGGGGGCAGAUCCUUUGUUCACAGUUUCAGGGUUGUUGAGGUGAGAGGGAAGUGGCUUCCCUCCUCCCCUCAUUUGACGGCUGUUUUCCUGUAGAGUUGCUGCUUUUUAAGCUGGUACAGUGGUACCUCGGGUUAAGAACUUAAUUCGUUCUGGAGAUCCGUUCUUAACCUGAAACUGUUCUUAACCUGAAGCACCACUUUAGCUAAUGGGGCCUCCUGCUGCCGCUGCGCUGCCGGAGCACGAUUUCUGUUCUCAUCCUGAGGUAAAGUUCUUAACCCGAGGUACUAUUUCUGGGUUAGCGGAGUCUGUAACCUGAAGCGUCUGUAACCCGAGGUACCACUGUAUGGCCUAAAGGGAGGAAUGAAGAAUUGGCAAGCCCCCAGUUUGGUUUUUGCUUAUUUCUCACAAGUUUAAUGUGGCCUUGGAUGGGGUCUCUCUCUGUCCUCCUCCCCUCUGCAACAGGUAUGGGGUGGGGAGGUCUUUGCAGCUUGAGGGCCACAUUCCCUUCUGGGAACCUCUUGGGGGCCACAUGGCAGUGGUAGGCAGGGCCAGGGGCAAAAAUGGAUGGAGCAAUUGGUGUGCAUUUUUUCCUUUUGUGCUGUGGGCUGGCUUCUACUCUCUCGAACACAUUUUUCUCUGGCACAAGCCAGAGGUUCAGGGACACAUUCCAGCCGGUGUGGUUGAACAAUCAAUCCCUCUUUCCAGGGACUUAGGUCUGGGAGAGGAAUAGGGCAUAGCGGUUUCUAGUUUUCUAGUAGUGUUCCCUGAAAAGGGUCCCCUCCCUCGGGCUGAUUGUAAAAAAGGCAGGCAGGUAAAGCUUGGCUUAUAGCAGACUGAGCACUCUAAUGGAGCAACCUCGGUUAUUUCUAAUGCUUAUCAAAAAAUUGGACUGUUUUUCAGCUUCCUAUUCACUAUACAGAGGUGAAAUUACUCCCUCUUUAUCUGCCUUCCCUCUGUUGUAAAGCUAGAACUUCAGCCGUUUUGAGGGCUGGCUUUAGCUUUAGGGCAGACAAAAGGGAGGAAGUCAUUUUUCAAGCAGCACAUGAAUAACCUGCGGAACUCCCUGCCAUUUGAUGUGAUGGACGCUGUCUUACAUCAUUUUCUAUUUCUUGUUUUAAUUAUUUGGGGGGGGGGAAUGAAAGGAAAAUAGAUUUGUCACUGUUUGUAUGAUAGCUAGAUGUAAUUGUUCUUUUACAGUUUUUUACUCUGACAUGUCUCCUAGGAAUUCUGUGGACAACGAUUCAUGAAUCGAAUCAAAUUCAAUUUAAAAAAAAAUUGGAACUCCCAUGGGCAAGGGCUGGUUAUACCUUCUGGUUUUCUCCCUGCCCCACUUCAAGGACUUUUGUUGCUUUCUUGCCUUGUUUGGGAGCCUCAAGAAUCGUGCUAGGAAAAGGAAUUUCGACUAGUCCCUGGCCCUCUCCCGAAGCUCCAGAUGUUUUGUCUGGGUCUGCUAGGAGCUGUGGUUCAAAAUAACUGGAUGGCUCUGGAUUUGGGGAGAGAUCUUUUAGCCUGAUGCCACAAGGCAGUGUAUAGCAGAGUACUCCAAUAUUGUCAUGCUGAUCCACGGAACAGAAUCCACAUUGUGGGAGAGGCCAGUCCUCCCAUUGGGCAUGGUGAGGCAGCUGCCUCCAACACGGCUAAUUUUGGGGCGCUGUGAAAAGAGCUGCAUCGGCUGUUUCAAUUUCUGUUUUUAAAGAGGUGCUUGUGGGCUUUCUUUCCUUAGCUGCGGGAACAGAUUCUCUUGGAUAUUCCUUGCGUGUUGAGAGAUUCAUAAAUUCAAUAAACAGUAGUAAUUGGCUGAGUUCUCCUGUUCCAGCAGUGAAAUAUCUUGGGCCGGCCCUGUCAUUGGGGUUGGGGAUCUGCAGGAGGGAGGAGUACAUGAGCGCCUUGUUGGGAUGGCAGCCUGAUUCCGUGUUUGCUUCGCCCUAGGAUAUGAACGGCCUGGAAGAAGGGUUGGAGUUCCUCCCCACCAUGAACGCCAAGAAGGUGGAGAAGAGGGGUCCCAAGCGCUGCGUAGCGGCGAUAGCCAUCGUCCUGGUCUGUCUCCUCCUCUCCCUGCUUGCUGGGUUCCUGGUUUGGCACUUUAGAUGUAAGUGAGCCUUGGUUUGCAAGGUGUGGGGUUGCCGCAUGGUAUUAUGAUUAUAUUUAUUUAGAUCUCGCCUUUCUGCCCAGACUGGGAUUCAAGGCAGGCUUACACAGAUUAAGGAAGACAGCUAAAAUGCAGACAGCUAAAAGCAUAUAAAAGAUCAUCAUUAAGGAAAAAAAACAAUUCGACGCUGAUAGAAUCAAAACAAUAAAAAAAACUAAUAUACUGAAAUACAGGUCAUAAUAAAAAAACAAACCAGUGCAGCGCUAUUAAAAGCCCUUUCUUUGGAAAACCCGUCAGUUAUGAAAACCUCCUGCCUUUUAAAGAUAUUGGAAGAAGCAGGGGAGAAACCGCAGUUCAAUAAACAAAGUUUUUUGCCACCUUUAAAAUUUUUAUUCUCUGUUACAAGGACACAUCGGAGCAGGCUGGGAAUAUCAUCUGUCCUCAAUAGGCAACCCCACCAAUUAAAACAUUUCCCUUGGUGGAUCAGUUGGCCAAAGCUUUAGUUUAUUGACCUGCUGACUAAGCCAAUUUAAACUUAAAAUCCAGCCAAGUCACUGCAUGAGCGGAAUGACAACUGCUCAUGGUGUGGAACCUCCACCCCCUUGUGUGCCCCCCGACCCCCAAACCUGCUAUGGAGUUUUCCCCAACACUUCAGAGUGGGAUUCAGGUUUAUAUGUCCAUUGUAUAUCUGAUAUACAGUUAGUUUUAAAACAAUUACAGUUGUAAAAGCAAGUAAAACCAUACCAGCCAAAACAGAAGAAUGUAGAUGCAAUCACCAGGCGUGUGUGUGUGUGUGUGUGUGUGUGUUGCACAAAAUUAAGUGACUGUUGGCUGCAUGUGGCAGAAGUUGUAUAACCAAGAUGCUAAACAUGCCACAAUUUAGGGAGAGAAAUGUAACUUGAAGAAACUAUUGAUUUUAUUAUUCAUAAGCACCAGCAAUGUGCAUAAGCUAAUAGUGGUCUUUGCCCCAAGGAGCUUACACUUUAGAUUAGUGUUUCCCAACCUUUUCCAGGGCCUUGCCCCCUGGGUUUCAGAAAUUCAUCCCCAAUGCCCUCCACUCUACCCUAUCAAAAGCACGAUUCAGAAUACAGUAGUACCUUGGAAGUCGAACAGAAUCCGUUCUGGAAGUCCGUUCGACUUCCAAGACGUUCGGAAACCAAGGCACGGCUUCCGAUUGGCUGCAGGAAGUUCCUGUAACCAAUCGGAAGCUGUGUCGGACAUUUGGGUUCCAAAGAACAUCCACAAACUGGAACAGUCACUUCCUGUUUUGCGGCGUUUGGGAGCCAAAACGUUUGACUCCCAAGGCGUUCAGGAUCCAAGAUACGACUGUAGCGGUUUGCGUGACCCACUAAAGAAGAGAAGAACGCAUUGAAAUUAAAAACAGUAGCAAUUAAUUGCACAUUUAUUUGAAAUCAAAUGAAAACAAUUUGGUUUAAUCAAUUCGCCAAAAGGGGUGAACUUGAUCCAGUGGGGUCUUUGGGGAAGAAUGAUAAUAAAAACGUAGAUCCCAGAGUGCAGAUCUCUAUAUAUUGGGAACCAUCCACAAAACCUGCCGGAUAGUAUGUGUUGAGAAUGCCUCCUUGAAAACCAGAUUGCAGAGCUGCAAGAACGGAAGUCAAAGGAGCGUGUUGCUUAUUUUCUAAAGCUUGACGGAAGGUCGCUUGGUUCUGUUAAUGGGCACCCAAGGAAUAUAGGCCUCUCUGGAUUCGGAGCAAUUGGACUGGGGCAGAACUGUCCAAAUAAAAAUAAUAAUAACUGGAGCCCAUUUGUUCCAGGCACCUCUAGAGCUGUAGGUGUAGAGCAGGCUCCAUUAAACACUGUUCUUAUCUUUCACCCGCAAUAUGGCUUCUCUUAGACAGGAAUGCGCCUGUGCAGAAAGUCUACAAUGGCCACCUGAGACUCGUGGGGCGCAACUUCAUCGAUGCUUACGAGAAUUCCAACUCCCCUGAAUUCGCUGACUUGGCCAGGGAGGUGAAGAAAAUGGUAAGCAGCUCCUGAACUCAUAGGGCGAACUUGGCAAAGUGUCACUGAUUGUGUAGCAUAAUAAUAAUAUUUAUUAUUUAUACCCCGCCCAUCUGCAUGGGCGUCUCUGGUGUGUUGGGCUGGAGACACAGAACUGAACUAAAUGACGCCAGCUCCCAUUAUCUCACCCCAGCAUGGCCAGGGGCCGAGGAUGAUGGGAGUUGUAGUUUGACAAUGUUUGGAGGGCCACAGGGUUUGCAUGCUUCUGGGCUCAAGCGAAGUGAACCCCACCCUCCCGCUUUUCAACCUUAAACCUUACUUCUGUAUACAUCCUUUCAAACCCAUAGAUGGUUCUGGUUUGAUGCUUUCUCACUUGAACUGCUUUACUGUGAGACUUACCCAAGAGAAGCUCAAUUGACUUAAAUGCUCUUAUUACUUAAAUGUAAUAAAGCCAUCCCCCAUUUGCUUUUCUAAUCAGUGGAUUCCAUGUUUUGGAAUCCGCUGAGAUGACGACCCUCGGAUUCCUAGAGACAAGCUCAACUUGCAGCCCAAAGCAACUUCCUGGAAGGGCAAUAUAAAAACACCUCGAGAACAGCGCCUCUGCAGCUGUGUAUGUCUGUCAGUUGAGGACACUAUUCAUUAUAUGUUGUACUGUAUAUGAAAUUCCAAGGGCUAGAAAGAAACCCUUCAAGUUGAUUGCCAGCUUUAGUGACAUCGAUAGAAUCAAUUACCUGCUGUCUAGCUCAAACAAACCGGUUAUGUUUAACAGUGAAGUUUGCUCUAAAAGCCUCACAACUCAGGAAAACCCUAGAGUCUUGCGUCCGGAGUUUCCCGCCAUUUUCCUCCUUUUGUGUAUAUCUGUGAAGUGUUUUAUAAUGUUUUAAUCAUAUGUGCUAUGAUAUGUUUUUGAGACCUGUCCGUUUUUGUUUGUUCUGAGCUAUAACCUGUACUUAGUUGACCUAUAGAAUCUGACGACGAUGACAAAAUGGUUAUAGCCAGAAAGUGUGGUUCCCUCCUGACCUCUGAAUUUGCUUGUCAUCUACCUGUUCCUUUAUUUAUACUAAACUGUAACCUCUUUUCUCAUCUUUAGCUUAUAAACAUCUAUAAAAAUAAUCAGGAUGUCAGUCCUUUCCACAAGGAAACUCAGAUCGUCGCGUUCAGGUGGGUAAUGACCAAGUUUAAGAAAAAUCACUCAGAAUUAUUGUUUAAAAUGUCAUUUAAAAUAAUUUCUAGUAAGGCGGGGGGGAAACCUAGCUGUGUGGAAAAAAAACGGUGUCUGCAAACGACGAGAUGUGCAAACUCAUACUUGCUCUUCAGAACAUGGGUUUGCCACAGUAAUGGGGCAAAAAUCCCUUAAAUGAUACUCCUUUGCAACAUGGCCUCUGUUGUCCUGCUAGUAUGUUUGAGAGAGCCAGGCCUUAAGGAAACCAAUAUCCACAAUACAUUAUAGCAGAGCUUUCCAAACCUUUCGGACGUGCAUCAUUUCGUGACAUAGUGAUUCAGUUUUCCUAGCAAACCGGAGGUCAAACUAACCCCUUUCCAGCCCUGGGAGGAGCGUGGGGAGUGUUUGCGCGACACACCUACACACUGCAGCAGACACACUGACGUGUCGCGACGCACAGUUUGAAAAGCUCUGGGUUAUAGUGAUUGGGGCAGUCGGGGUUGGCCAAGGCUUCCUGCAACCCUUUGGGUCCCUUCCGACUCUACAAUUCUGUGAUUCUCUUUGCAGCCCUGAUGGUUUGGUCCAGAUUCCUAACCUGCCUCUUUUUCCUCCUCUCCGAGCAGCGAGGGCAGCAUUAUAGCCUACUACUGGUCAGAGUUCAGUGUCCCUAAACACAAUGCGGAAGCGCUUGACAGGGCCAUGGCCAACAUCCAGGCUUCAAAUGAGGCGGGGAUGAAACAGAGGGGGAGCUAUGAAAUGCGAGUUGAGACGGUCGUCGCUUUCCGUAAGUCUCUCUUCUCUUCUCCUCAUCUCCUGUUCAGUCACCUCAGCCUUGAUUGUGAGAACCUGAGUGUUUCAUCCCAGAGGAAAUUUCAGAUGCCUAUUUGGCUUUGGAAAAUGAGAGCCAAACAUGUGUGGGGAAGACAUAGUGGCUGACUAGGGCUAGAUCUGCACUGCUAUCAAACAAACGCUCUGAAAACGAUCUGCUAAAAACCAUUGUAAAGCUCACAAUUGAAAAGGUCAUUUCAGCUCUAACCGCCAUCUGGUGUCACAGUGUUAUAACGCAUUUAUAACGCUGUAUUUUGACUAAUGUAGCUGAGUCCUUGGGCUGUUAUGGGCAGCUUGGUUGGGGACUCAGCCAUUCGGAAGGCCCAAUUCACCCAUGCCCUAGGUCCUAACUUUUUGCAGCUGCUGAGUGGUUAGGAACAGUUUGGAGAACUUUCCCUUUUAAAAGAUCGGUUCUCCAAACUUUUCCUAACCGCUCAGCAUCUGCAAAAAGGUUUAUUGGGCCUUCCGAUGGAUUUGGUCAAUAGCCAGGUGCAAAACGCCCGAGGUACUUGUGCAUUUCAGAGCUUUGUCAGGGAACUUUAAGAGGUUUCUUUUAUUUAGGGUAAGACACAAAGGCUUUUCUUUUGUUUAAAUGUUUCCAAAAUGUUGUUUUGUUUAAAGGCUACACUAUUAUAGGUGCCACAUAAUACCUGUUCCAUGUUUGUAAGAACUCAUUCUUUCUGUGUGGCGGCACUCGCACUUUGGAACUCCCUGCCUAUUGAUUCAAGCAGGCGCCUUUGCAGUCCUCUUUCUGGCGUCUGCUAAAAACAUUCUUCUUUAGACAAGCCUACCCACAUGUUAAGAAAGUUGAUGUGAGUUUUAAUCUGUUUUUAGUCUUAUUUUUAUUUUAAGUCACUUUUCUUAUUGAUAAUGUUAUUGUUUUAUCUUUUUCUGUAAACCCCUUUGAGGAGUUGUUGUUUUUUAACAUUCAAGCAGCGUAUACAUUUUAGGAAAUGAGUAAAUUUAAACAUUGCACCCUUAUAAUCAGGGGUUCCGGUGGGGGAGAGAGGCCUGGGGCUGGCAUAUUAAAGGUCCAGAAGACAUUUGAAUUUUCUCUUCAGAAUAAGGAAUGUAAAGAUUGCCUCCCCUACCCUCACUGCCCCCCCCACCCUGUGCUCCGAUUCUGAUGGUAAUAUCUCCCUGCUCCCUGCCAAAACCAUCCUAAUUAAAAAUGUUCCUGCAGCAAAACUUGCUAACCGAGGAACUAUAAGAAUGUUACUUCAUUCGUACUUCAGAAGUUUAUUUAUGGGUGUGCAGUACAGACUGCGGCGUCUGGUGGAUUUUUGGGGAGGGAAAUCCACGACAGUGAAAUGAAAUACAUCUUUUUGGCUGAGUCAUGAUGACUGAUCCACUUCUACGUUCUCACAAAGGAUCCUUGCAUUGGAGUCCAUCAAAGUAGGGGGAGAGAUGAGCCAACCUUUGUGUCUCCAGGGAAUGCAGACUGGCUGGGUUCCUCCUACAACGGGGCCUGCACAAUUAAUGUAUUUUUCUCUCUCUCUUUAAUUCCUAGCUUCUGAUCCAGAUAUCAUAAAGGCAAAACGGGACAGUAAGUACUGUGUUUGGUUUUGUAGCCAUACAAGACACAUUGGGUCGUCUGUACGAGGGGGCCUGUUCCUCCUCGUUUGGGAGAGAUAGGAGCGUCCAAGUCUGGGGAACAAGGCCCUGCAGAGUCCAAAUCAGUUUUGUGGCUGGGUUGGUUUCCUCAAGCGAAGCUUCCUAAGAUGAAUUUGCUUUGGAGACAGAAAAGCCGCUUCUUAAUGCCUUGUUUUUGACAUUUGGGGGUUUCAGAGGUGCAACAGAGCUGGACAGACUUCAGCCUUGCAUGACUGACUCUUACCUAUUCUUCCUUGCCCGCCCAACCUGGUUUAUUUAGCAAGCAAAAAUUGGGGAGUGGGGGAGUGGGGAGAACCAAAAGCAUGCCCCAAGCAUUGUGAAAAUGUCCUCCUCUUAACAUGAGGGGAAAGAGUUUAAAUUGCGUGCCAAAAAAAAUUAAAAAAUCAUGCAGGUUUUAGGAGUGUUUAUUUCCCCCUAUAAUAGCCAAGGAUAUUGGUGAACAUGGUGGGUUUUUUUUUAACCAUUUGGCCUCAACUUAGUAUCCUGCCCUGUUGAACUCUUUCUUGGGACUUUCUUUGAAAUGGACCACUGGUCCUUCAUUGCUUUUGCAUUCUCCCUAUUGAGACCCCCUCCUCCUCGUCCUCCCUCCCUCUCCCCCCACCUUUUCAGACAGCUGCAGCUAUGCCUUGCACGCGAAAGAGGGCGUGGUCACCAGCUUCACCACGCCCGGGUUCCCAAACAGCGCCUACCCGUCCAACGCGCGAUGCCUCUGGGUCCUGAGGGCCGACGCCGAUUCCGUCAUCAGCCUGACCUUCACGACGUUCGACUUGGAGCCCUGCAACGUGGGGAACGACUUUGUCAAGGUGUACGACACGCUGAGCCCCGUCGAAGCCCACGCGCUGGUGAAGUAAGUCGGCUGCCCUUCCCUGUUGAAUGAAUCCUCUGAAGUGCAGCAAGCGUACGCUGGAAGGAGACGGUGGGCUCAGUCUCUGCUCUUGUUUGCCUCUUUUAAGUUUCAAAGGCUCUUUGCGGUACAGAGACCAUAGCUCAGGAGCAGAGAAGGUACAAGGUUCAAAAGCAGAGUAGUACCAGUCUAGCACCAGCUUGGCUGCAGGAAAUGCCCGAAGGAAGGGUACAAGAUGCCAUCCAACCAUCUUAGAGACUCCAAUCUGGAGUUGUAUAGGGUUCGCUCCUUGGCCUUAUCUUCUGAAGGCAGCCCUGUUUAGGGAAGUUUUAAUGUUUGAUUUUUUUAUUGUGUUUUUAAUAUCCUGUUGGAAGCCGCCCAGAGUGGCUGGGGAGGCCCUGCCAGGUGGGCAGGGUAUAAGUCAAUCAAUCAAUCUUUAUUACGGUCCAGAGACCCAACAAAUUGUUACAAAGCAAUGCACAAUUCAGACAGCCUACCUCCAGGUUAAACAAGCAUUUUGUUCAGACUUAAAGAUAGGGAUCAUUGGUUCUUGCAACCACCGAUAAAAACUUUGCCACUGCUAAUGUUCUAGCGUUUGUCCGGUCUUCCAAUAGGAACCUGACUUAGUGAGGCUCUGAUUUUCCCAGGAAAGGUACCAGCAAGGUUAUGGUUAUUAUUAUUAUUAUUAUUAUUAUUAUUAUUAUUAUUAUAACUAUUAUUCUGAAGAUGUCCCGCAAGGCAGUGGAGGUUUAGGAUCAGAGUUUUCCUUUCUCCUAGCAAACAAAUUACAAUGCAAUGUGCCAAUGGCUCGAUUAAAAUCAGCUAACAUUAAAACAGUGGAGUUUUUGUUUUUUUACGCGGCAUCCUUCUAAUAUUUAAAAUGCAAAUGGUUGCAGUGCUGAAGAGCAGCUUUUUCCUGGUGCCCCCCAGAUCCAGUGUCAAGAGGUGGAGGGGCCAGUUGCAAGGGAUGGUACUGUGGUGGGCUUUGGAUUCAUUGGGAGCAACCGUAGCUCUCGUUGCUCGUCUCCCGAAUGAACUUUGUGGGUCUUAAGCCCACUUCCAAUAUGGCAGAAGAGGAGUGGCUGCAAAGAGUGGCUGUUGGGUGGUUGACUCUCUUUUCUCUUCCCCUCACCCACCACUUGGCCUUUUCCUCCCUCUCAGGCUGUGUGGCAGCUAUGGACCAUCCUACAACCUGACCUUUGUCUCCUCUACAAAUGUUCUCCUGGUCAUGCUGAUCACAGAUGCCACGGAGCGGUAUCCUGGGUUCAAGGCAGAGUUCUUCCAGAUGCCAAAGAAAAAAAGUAAGAGCCCUUGGCAGCCACUUCUUGUCUGUCUGUCGUCUGUCGUGUCUCUCUAUCCAUUCAUAACAUUGUAGAGUUGGAAGGAACCCUUAGGAGCCUCUAUUUCAGUGUUUCCCAAACUUGGAUCUCCAGCUGUUUUUGGACUACAACUCCCACCAUCCCUAGCUAGCAAGACCAGCGGUCAGGGUUGAUGGGAACUGUAGUCUAAAAACAGCCAGAGACCCAAGUUUGGGAAACACUGAUUAGUCCAACCCCCUGCAAUGCAGGAAUCCCUGCUAAAAAGCAAAGGCCACUUACAUUUACGAACAUAUAUAGUCUUUUUCUAACCCAAGGGCCACAUUCCCUUCUGGGAAACUUACCAAGGGCCGCAUGCUGUUGGUGGGAGGGUCUAGAGACAAAAGCAGGCAGAGCAAUGAAUGCGAAUUUUACCCUUGUGCAGUAGGCUAGUUUCUGGGCUCCCACAUCUCUCUGUCCUUGAGCAAGAGUCACGCUCUGAGGGCACAGUCCUGCCAGGUGAAAACUCCUGGUGUGUGCAGGGGCAGUGAGGGGUUUGACCUGGGGAAACUUCAGGGGCCGGAUGCAGAAGCCUGGAGGGGCCACAUUCUGCCCCCGGGGUCUGAGGCUCCCCACCCCUGAUUAUGGAAGAUUGACUUAUAGCAGAAGAGGAGAAGGUUGGGUUAAAAAGCAUCCACAGCCGAAAAUCAUCUUGUGGGUAAUCCAUCCUUUCGUAAGAGGGAAGAAGCUGGGGAAUAAUUUCCCCCCCCCUUUUUUUUGUCUUGGAACAACUGGGCAAUAAAUAGCAUCCCUCUUGCUGCUGCUCUAACCAUGCCUUCUAACAAGAGAUGCGCAUGGGGCUGAGUCAGAGGACAGAUGUGAACAGGUGAGGCGUAAUUGGUCUCCUGAGUCCAAUCCAGGCCUCAGAGUCCGCCUGGUACCUCCAGAGACCGGCUUACCCUCAUUAAGGAUGUUCUGCCCACGUCUCUCUUCCUGUCGGCUUGGCCUUGCAGCCUCAGAAGUAGGGCUCACUUCCUUUGUUUGCUUCCAUCCCGCUUAUUCUAGAUUGUGGCGCAGAUUUGACGGGGAUAUUCGGAACCUUCUCCUCUCCUUAUUACCCAGCCCACUAUCCUCCUGGUACAGAUUGUGUCUGGAAUAUAGUGGUAAGAGCAGCUCCUUUCUUACUUGGACCUCACUUAGUUUAACUGCUGCCUUUUCACAGCGAGCUGGGACCAAAGCAUCUUGCAACACGCAGAUCUGUGUGUGCGUAUGCGUGUGUUGGGGAAAGAAAGCAGUUUGCAUGCCGUAUCAAUAAAUUUUGAAAACCACCCGAAACAAUUUAGCAAACAGAAGAAGGCUGCAUUCCCAUGGGCAGCCCAUUCUAUUACCCCAACGUUUCGCUUACUGUUGAUUUCCAUGAUUUCCGCUAACCCAGAAAUAGUGCUUCAGGUUAAGAACUUUGCUUCAGGAUGAGAACAGAAUUUGUGCUCCGACAGCGCGGCAGCAGCAGGAGGCCCCAUUAGCUAAAGUGGUGCUUCAGGUUAAGAACAGUUUCAGGUUAAGUACGGACCUCUGGAACGAAUUAAGUACUUAACCCGAGGUACCACUGUAUAUUUGAGCUCCCAUAUGACGUAAAAGCCACUUCCGGAAAUACUGUGGAAUUCAGUGCCGUGUUAGCACUUGUUUCCGUAUUACUGGCUCCCAGUUUGCAAAGCAUGUGCUCAGGUUGGCUGCUGUGGGGAAACAAGGUUGCAGGAGUUUGUGCACCAUUGUCCUGGUCUGUCAGGCUGCUCUUAGGCUCUGGUUGCUCCCAAGAAAGAUACAAGGUGGUGGUUGUUCUUUUUAAUCUGAUGCUCUGUUACCAAAGUAGCUUGGGAGUAUGUUUCCGAGAACAAUUCAAAGUGUUGCUGCUGACUUUUAAAGCCCUAAACCAGGCCCUCCCGAUGUUUUGAGACUACAGUUCCCAUCAUCCCUCACCACUGGUCCUGCUAGCUAGGGAUCAUGGGAGUUGUAGGCCAAAAACAUCUGGAGGGCCGAGGUUGAGGAAGCCUGCCCUAAACGGCCUCAGCCCAUUAUACCUUAAGGAGCAUCUCCACCCCCAUUGUUCAGCCCGGACACUGAGGUCCAGCACCGAGGGCCUUCUGGCGGUUCCCUCACUGCGAGAAGUGAGGUUACAGGGAACCAGAUAAAGAGCCUUCUUGGUGGUGGCGCCUGCCCUGUGGAACGCCCUCCCAUCAGAUGUCAAGGAAAUAAACAACUACCUGACUUUUAGAAGACAUCUGAAGGCAGCCCUGUUUAGGGAAGUUUUUAAUGUUUGAUGCUUUAUUGUAUUUUAAAUAUUUUGUUGGAACUGCCCAGAGCGGCUGGGGAAACCCAGCCAGAUGGGCGGGGUAUAAAUACAUUAUUAUUACUACUAUUAUGAAGGAAACUAAAAACUAGCUUUGUAAGUGAUCACAGACGUGCAGAGUCGGAAGGGACCCAAAGGGUCAUGUAGUCAUGAUGCCACUGCCUCUUUCCUCAGCUGGAUCUAGACACAUUUUUUAAAAAGUUACAGGAAAAUGUGUUAUAUUAAAUUGAGGCUCAUACAACAAAAAAAUAAUAUUUAGAAUAUACUGGAGCCGAUUACAUUUCUUUAAACAAGGGCUAUCUAAGGUAUCCAACUGCUGGAGAUGCAAUAGCGACAAUGCCUCUCUAAAACACGUUUCUUCAUUGUCCUAUAUUGAAAGAUUUUUGGCAGAAGGUAAUUGAAACUCAACAGAACUGUACAGAACAACCUUAACUUUUACAGAGCAAAAUAUCCUUUUGAGUCAUAUCCCCCCUCCCUUCAGGGAACCUUACAAAAGGACAAUAUGAGUGGACUCUCCGUGCCCUUACCAUAGCAAAGAGACUAAUACUGAUGAAUUGGAAAAAUAAAAAUGCGGCUCCCUUCUACAAUUGGAUCGAAGACUUACAUAAACUCGCAACAUAUCAACAACUUGCAUAAUAGCGCAGACUUGCCAUGGACAAAUUCAACAAUAUUUGGAAUCCGUUCUUACAAAUACUGUAAUAGGUUAAGAUCUGGUGAAGUACAAUAACAACUUUGUAAAGUUAAAAUAGAAAGAAAAAAAUGCGUUCUAAAGCUGAUAAUGAAAAAUCCCAUAAGUGAUUUGGGCUGCUCUACAGCGCCCUCUGGUGUCACAUGUUUGUAAUGCAGUUACAAUGACAUAGUUGACUGGGUGCAGCUGAGUCCCUCAUCUCUUUUCCCACCACCCACAUCUUGUCCUCAGGUCCCCACGGAGAGGAGAGCGAAGGUGCGCUUCAACAACUUCUUCCUUGCCGAGCCUGGCAUCCCACUCAAUUCCUGCCCCAAAGACUAUGUGGAAGUCAACAACGUCAAGUAAGAGAGCUAAGUGCCAAAACUGGCUGUGAGAGAAGGGGUGAAACUAAAAUCUGGGACGUGGUCUGCCUGGCUAGGUUUACACAGAUGGUGAGAAAUAGAGAGGGCAGACAACAAGGCCAUGCCUUUCUGGAGAAACGGAGCCUUUAUAUAAUGUUUUGGCGUGGGGAAAAAACGUUCAGGAUAAUGUAAACCUGGUGGUAUUAAUUUAUCACAUUGGAUUUUGGUACGGAAAUUUGUUCCGAUGUGCUUAGGUCUAGUUUCUGCUUUUGUUUUAUCUGGCACCUGUUGUUAUACUUGGUUAUGUUAUAAAUAAGCACAAGUGUUUUGGGUUUUUUUAAAGUUAGAGCUAACUAUUGGAUCUGGGGACCCCCAACCCACUGAGGCUGUGAUUUCUUAGAAGGGGCUGCAAUGUGAAUGUUGGCAGGAAAGAGACCUGGCUUCCUGCCCAAAGGCAUCAGGGUCCCAUCCUGGGCCACGGCAGGGUCAAGGUCAGCGUGGCUCGGGGACACGGCUCCUCCACAUGGCCUCAGCAUCCCCUGGGAUGCUGUAGUGGCACCUCUCUCGCCAGCUGCUUCUGCUGGCAAGGGGGCUGUACCGGGUUUGCAGCCCUGAAUUGGAAAAUAUCUGCAGAGUACUGCAGCUCUGAAAUAAAUGGGCAUUAAAGACACCAGUUCCAAAAAGGACUCUUAUGAACUGAAAGCAGAGACGCUGUGUGUGCUUUUGUGACCCAAGAAAGUGUUUAAUAAAAGCAAUUGGAAAAGCAAAACGAAACAUAGUUUUAAAGAGGAAUGGCAAACACUGUAUUAAAACAGCUUAAAACAGCAAAUCGUUUAACAUAAAGAGCACUGCAUAGCUGUCAGGGAUGAUGGGAGUCAUAGUGAGAGUUGGCAAAGGCAUAUAUACAGAUAGGUUUUCAGAAAACCUGACUGUGGUGCUACCACUAAAAAGCUCCCGUCUGCUAUGCUCUCCAUUGAACCUCUAAUGGUGACAGGGUGGAGAGCAGAGCAUCUGAGGCUGAGCUCAAAGCACAGGCAGGCUCAGAUGGGACAAGGAGGUUCUGGAGAGAGCCUUAGGUUCUCACACUGUUCAGGGAAACCAGCUCCUUAGUGCAGCAAUUCAGUCACUGGGCAAGACUAGUCUUGUAUAUACUGUAUUGUGCAAUGGGCUUGCUCUCCUAUGGUGGGGAGGAAUGGGGAGACCCCUGUCCACCUCAGUGUCUGUGUUUGGAAUGAUGUUGUCUUAAAAAAAGGACCAUCUCUCCUCUCAUUGGCCUCCGUGUGAUCCCUUCAGGUACUGCGGCGAGAAGAAGCAAUUUGUGAUAUUGAGCAAAACCAACAAGAUUUCCGUCCGUUUCCAUUCGGAUCUUUCAUUGGUAGACAGUGGCUUUUCAGCAGAGUUCAUGUCCUAUCAAACCAACGACCGUAAGUGGGAAUGCUGUGAGGUUGGGGGUGAGGUGCUGGGAGUGGGGUGGGUGGGUCGGAUGUGGAGGGAGAGACUUAAAGCAUUUGGACCUUUUAAACGACGAAGGAGGGCAUGGAAGAGGGUCAUCGCAUGGUGCACUGCUUGGAGGAAGGAGAAAAGAAAUAUUAUUGACUGCAUUCCCUUUGCACGUUCAGAAGUAACUUCUGAGGUUCCUUUUCCGGCCUCUUGCAUCCAAGGGCGGCCUUAGCAGUUGCAAGGGGAAGAGACUUUUCCCAGGGGAAAGAGACUUCCCUUGUGGCAGACAGAAUACAUCCCGUUGAAAAAGGAGGCAGGGAAUUGGUAUUCUGGACUGUUAGCAAGACUUAACAUACCUCUCCUCUCUCCCCUCACCCCAAUUUCUGACUUGCAGCCUGUCCAGGCAAAUUCGCCUGCAACACUGGUCGCUGUAUCGCCAGGACCCUGCGCUGCGAUGGCUACAACGAUUGCACGGAUGCCAGCGAUGAGAAAAACUGCAGUGAGUCCUUCUCCUCUGCUCAGCAACCUUGAGUGAAUUUGGAAAUGUGGAUAUGGAACGGGGCUACGUAUGCUUUGUGCCUUGAUCUUGCAUUAUAGCGGAUUUGGUUUUUGCCACCAAGUGAAAGUGUGCAAAUUUGACUAUGCCUCAUACGGUUUGCAAAACCGUUCCAAAGAUGAGCUGUUGGGAGUGCCAAGAAAAAAUACGUUUCUGUAUAAAACUCCUGGAAAUCCCAAUUUCCACACCCCAAUGCACCUUCCGACCUAGGAGGUUUUGGCAGGCAAUGUCUUCUACAUCCUUUGAUGCGUAUGUUUGCCAUCAUAUGGUCUAGAAACUUGCUUUAAAAAAAACGCAAAUUAAAGCCAUGAUUCUCUGGGUGGUGAAAUCUGUGGCCAGCACCAAACUCAAUUGUUGUGGCGAAGGGUAGUUUCCAGACCUUUUGGCACAAAAGAUGAAUGGCAUCGCUUUGCUGAAGGGCAAGUCCUGAUCUGCCAGAGAAAGAGCAUAGAGAGAGCACUGCCUUUCAUCUAGGACCUGGGAGACCAGGGUUUGAAUCUCCACUCAGCCAUGAAGCUCACUGAGUGUGAUCUUGUGCCUGUCACUGCCUCUCAGCCCAACCUCCCUCACAAGUUCAUUGUGGGGAAUUAAAUGUAGGGAGGAACCAUGUACGCCACCUUGAGCUCCUUGGAGGAAAAGGUGGGAUAAAUAUGUGAUAAAUAACUUAAAAGGCUCCAGAAACGUGUGCCUGUUGAGGAAAAAACCCAAGAGGAUUGUCUCCAAUGCUGGUCCUGCUCAGAGGAGACCCACUGAAAGCAAUGGAUUAAAAAAAAAAUUCUUUUUAAAAGCAAGCUAUACAAAAUUCUGCAAAACAGGACCUGAGGACAAUCUACAUAGUCCAUAUACAAUUAUGGUUUAUUGUAAAAACAAAACAAAAAACCAGACAUAAAAUAACUAUUCAUGCUCAUUUAUUUCAAUGGGACUACUCAGAGUAGGACAAGCACUGGACCAGCACCAGUGUAUUUUUCCUGCUUUUUGCACGCUUCCCUUCAUGACUUGCAGAUUCCAGGUCAGGAUCGGUGCCUCUUUGUGGAACUCUACUUCAGCCAUCCCAUAUCUGACGCUCUGUGGGGCUCUGUUGCUCUGUAAAUCACCAGGUUGCGCUGCCUCUCUUAACUGCUUCUCUGUCUCCUUCCUCCCAGCUUGCACCGAGAAGCAGUUCAGAUGCCGGAACGGUUAUUGCAAGCCUAAAUUGUGGUUCUGCGACGGCAUGGACGACUGCGGGGACGGCAGCGAUGAGGCCGAGUGCAGUGAGUGUGGACUGGGAAAGGGGGUCUUGGUCAAAGUGAUGUGGGGCCGGGGGGGUGGGGCUGUCCCCUCCCGCUGCCUCUGCUGUGCCAGGGAUCUGUGUGGGUGCCUUUUUGCUUCUUUUUUUGCAAUUUUGACCUGUGGCUUCUCUUUCCGUUGGGCAGAAUGUCCGGCAAAUAACAUCCGGUGCAGCAACGGCAACUGCAUCCCGGAGAGCAAGAAAUGCGACGGCAAGGAUGACUGUGGCGACGGCAGCGACGAGGGGAGCUGUGGCCGUGGUACGACUCUUAGCACCAAGGGGAGCCGUAGGAAAUCAUUGGGUUGGGAGGGUCUGUUGCCCUGUCUGCCCUCUGCCAGCCCCCAGAUGCCUGCCUUCUCCCUUCUGGCCAGUCCAGGGUGCGAGUCCCUGCCUGUCAGUUUGCCCUUGUAGAACUCGGCAGGGAGGAGAAGGAGGGAGACAAAACUCAAAUUAGUUGGCCCUGCCCAUCAUCAGCUCUGGUGCCCCCCUACUGUUGGCUUCUUUGCCUUCCACUCUGCCAGUCUCAGGGGGCACCAGCAACCCCUGCUACGCCAAGGCCCUUAGAACGGGACUUGCAGUCAGUUGCUAGGGACGGCACCGCCAUGGGGUAAUGGUUGGAGUGUCAGGCUACGGCCUGGGAGGGAGCAGGGUUCAAAUCUCCCCCACUUGGCCAUGAAGCUCCCUGCGUGUGACCUUGGGCCAUUCAGCAUCUCUCAGCCUAACCUACCUCCCAGGAUUGUUGUGGGGAUACAACGGGAAGGGGGAAAGAACUGUGCACGCCACCUUGAGUCCCUCAGAGGAAAAGCUAGUAAAUAAAUGAAAGGAAAUAACCAGAAAACUGGGGGGGGAACUCCCUUUGUGCAUUUUGCAUAGUUCAGGUCUGGUUUUAGAAUCCAGGGGCAGAGCACAGCCUUCCUGCAAUUUGAGGAGGGGGUUUCAUUGGCAGCAGGGGAGACAGAUAGACGACCCGCCCCCACACACACCAGUGUCCCAGUAUUUGUUCUGGUUUUCUGAAACUCAGUGCCUUAGCCGUGUUAGGGGGCAGCACUUACCCUUGGAACUCCCUGCCUAUUGAUAUCAAGCAGGUGCCUUCACUGUGCUUUCUAGUGCUUGCUAAAAAAUAUUCUUGUUUAAACAAGCCUACCCAGAUAUGCUUAUAAAGUUGGCAUAAUCUGUUUCAGCAUUUCAAUGUUUGUAUGUUUCAAACUAGGGCUGUAAAUUUUUCUAUCCUUUUUUUUUUUUGGUAAAUCGCUUUGAGGGUGCUUAAAAACAAAAAAGUCGAGCAUUGUAUAAUUUUUGUGAAACUAAUAACAAUAGAGACAUGCAUAGCAGCAAAGAGCCUUUCCCCACGAGGAUGAUGGUUUCCAGGGGCAGGAUGUGCAGAGGUCCUGGAAUCCCUCUCUGCUCUGCUCUGAAUUUCCCCAGUAGUGAGAUUCUUACUGGAAGCAAGCAAGAUCUUCUAUGGACUUGGAUUUCUCUGUGCUAAAUGUUUCCUGGUCCUGAGCCUCCUUGCCUGUUGUUUGCUUGCAGUGGACACCGUCUCCUGCAAAACGUACACCUACAAGUGCCGCAACAACCAGUGCUUGAGCAAGAAGAACCCGGAAUGCGAUGGGAAUAAGGACUGCAGUGAUAACUCGGACGAGGACAAUUGCAGUGAGUUAUGGUUCUAGCUGUCCCCUUUUGGGAAGCCGAUGACCUGAGAUGCACUCUUGCACGUCUAGUAGAGGGUCAGCAGCCCAAGAGCACUUGACCGCAAUGUCACUCACGUCACAAACGUAAAAGAGAUCAAGAACAAUAAUUUUACUAUUUAUACCCCGCCCAUCUGGCUGGGUUUCCCCAGCCACUCUGGGCGACUCCCAACAGAAUAUUAAAAACACGAUAAAACUUCAAACAUUAAAAACUUCCCUAAACAGGGCUGCUUUCAGAUGUCUUCUAAAAGUCAGGUAGUUGUUUAUUUCCUUGACAUCAGAUAGGAGGGCGUUCCACUACCGAGAAGGCCCUCUGCCUGGUUCCCUGUAACCUCACUUCUUGCAAUGAGGGAACUGCCAGAAGGCCCUUGGAGCUGGACCUCAGUGUCCGGGCUGAAUGUUGGGGGUGGAGACGCUCCUUCAGGAGCAACAAUAGGCUGCCUUCUAGGGUUGUUGUAACAAUAUGAUAAUGCAUGUGAAACCUUUUCAAGGGUUCAAGCAGUAUAUAAAUGCUAGGCGUUCCUACUGCAAGCCUCUUUUGCCUGUUUUGCAAAUGCAUGCAAUGACACCCCUCUUUAGCUGCCAGUUAAUUUUGCAGAAGCAUUUGGAGGCAGGGCUGGGAAACCUGUGGCCUUCUGAAUAUUGCUGGGUUACAGCUCCCAACCAGUGUGGCCGAUGAGCAGGGAUGCUGGGAGUUUUAGUUCAGCAGCACCAGGAAGGGGCCAAGGACUCCCUGCCCCUUCUUCAAGGAUCUAGAAGGAGGAGUGAUAUGUGAUGUUGCUUGGGGAUCGCAGGAGGGCAAAUUUACUCAUGCGUUGGUGUUCUGACUCUUGCUCCUUCCAGACUGCGGCAAGCGCUUCUACAGCAAGCAGUCCCGGAUUGUCGGUGGGGAGGACUCCGACGAGGGCGAGUGGCCAUGGCAGGUCAGCUUCCACACCAAGGACACCGGUCACUUCUGCGGGGCCACCUUGAUAUCUCAGAAUUGGGUGGUGUCUGCAGCGCAUUGCUUCCAGGAUGACUGGAGGAGGUGGGUAGAGAUCUAGGAUUUCUCCAGUAAUGGACUGGCUUAUGUUCUGCAUAUACGCUUGAACCUAGGCGUGAGGCUUCUGGGUUCAUUGCGCAGUGUGCUGGGAGUUCAUUGAGUCCAGUGGAGCAUGGGAUGGUGGCGUUUGAAGGUUUUGUCUCUGUUCAGACCUGAUUUCGCAUAAACCAGAACAGGAGCUGUCUUGCGCCCAAGAUCGGGGGGGGGGGGGGAGCGUGCAUUGAGGCACAUGUGCUGUGAUGAGUGUGACACGACGUCAUGCGCCUGGUGCGUGUUGCGCAUGUGUGAUGUCAUGCACAUUUUGCUCUCCUCAUGCUGGGAGGAAGUGGAGCAUGGAGCUCAGCGCAGCUUCCUCUCUUGCGCUCGGAAGGAACCAGCCACUGAAGCACACUGCCCCACAUCCUCUGCCCCUUCAGCAUCAAGGGGGCCCAGCCUCCUGCAAGCACAUACUGAGGGGGCUGAGGACACAUGCCCAUAGGAACUGGCACGCCUGAACCAGAACAAACUGUGACGCAGGAGAUUGUCUGGUUCCAGUUUCUCCUCCAUUGUGGGCUUUGCAAAUAAUUUUGGGAAGCUACCAUUCUCUUAAGACAAAGCUUCUUCUGCAAUGCAUCACUGGUGCAUCUUAUGCAGGGCUUUGGUUCAAAGGGUUCAGCGUAGACAUGAAAAUCAUGUAUACCCAAAUAAUGGGUAUGGGGGGGGGGGAGAGAGUCCCUGUGCCGAGGGGACCUCGUCCAGCAAGCAAGGCGAAGAGCUUCUAAGCUCUUUUCGCGCUUGGCAACCCAAGCAGACCCAGCAUAGACAGAGCUUCUAAGCUCUCCACCUUCCUUGGAUCUAACUUCUGCGACUUCAACCAGCCUUGUAUAGUUGAAGUCACACAAGUUAAUGACAUGCAAGAUGAGAUUGUGCUUUUCCAGACUGACUAUACUUUUUACCAUUGGCAUUGCAGGAAUUACCAAAAGGCCGUAGGUGAGGUGCUAGGCUAUGGGUAGGCAAACUAAGACCGGGAGCUGGAUCUGGCCCAAUCACCUUCUAAAUCCGGCCCACGCGUGUUUUUACAUGAGUAGAAUGUGUGCUUUUAUUUAAAAUGCAUCUCUGGGUUAUUUGUCGGGCAGAGGAAUUCGUUCAUUUUUUCCCCUUCACAGUAUAAUCUGACCCCCCACAAGGUUUGUGGGACAGUGGACCGGCUCCCUGCUGAAAAAGUUUGCUGACCCCUAUGCUAGGGAUACUUUAGAUGGGUUUUAGUGCUGCUUGCCAACCUUUUUGGGCCAGUGGGCACAUUGGGGGGGGGCAUGGGCAGCGGUCCAAAAAUGACUUUCCUUGGGUGCCGCAGGGUCAUGGCAUAAUGGUUACCCCCUCUAAAAGAACAGAGCAUCCUCUGAUCUUCUUACCUGCCAAUUCCUCGCAGGCAUUUGGACCACAGGACGAUAACAGCCUACAUGGGGCUUCUUGACCAGGGGGACAGGAGCAACAGCAAGGUUCAGCAGCGGGGCCUGAAGAGGGUCAUCCGCCACCCGUACUUCAAUGACGCCAGCUACGACAACGACAUUGCUGUGGCAGAGCUGUCCAGCCCAGUCGAGUUCAACAAAUACAUCCAGCCUAUCUGCCUGCCUGAUGUCACCCAUGACUUCCCCGUUGGCAAAUCCCUCUGGGUGACGGGAUGGGGAGCCACUCAAGAAUCAGGUGAGUUGGGUGGGGAUGUGGAGGGGGCGUUGCAGGCCUUUGGUCUAGACGACUCUUGGUGCCCUACAGUUCUGUGAUUCCAACUCAGAGGCAGUGACGGGAGUAAAACAAGGGCAGAUCUGCAAUUUGGUGGAAGGAGGCAACAUUUAAAAUAUAUAUCACAAAGAUAAAAUGAGAGUCAUCUCUGAAUCCACCACAGGACUUUAUCAAGAGUGUAUACGCUAAAAUCAUGACAAUCUGUUGUCUGUCUGUCCUAAUUGUUCUUUUUCUUUUUUAUUUCUUAUGUAAGUUGUCUUGCAAUAAAAAGUUUUAUAUGUAAAAAAGGAUAAUCUUAACAAGCACAAAACGAUAACCUGUGUCUCUUGGACUGUUGUCCACUAAUGAAAAUAUAUACAGUGGUACCUCGGGUUAAGUACUUAAUUCGUUCCGAAGGUCAGUUCUUAACCUGAAACUGUUCUUAACCUGAAGCACCACUUUAGCUGAUAGGGCCUCCUGCUGCCGCCACCCCACUGGAGCCCGAUUUCUGUUCUUAACCUGAAGCACUAUUUCUGGGUUAGCGGAGUCUGUAACCUGAAGCGUUAUGUAUCCCAAGGUACCACUGUAUUGUGUCAGCAGCAGUACUGGUCUUGCAGGGUUUAUGUAAAGACAGGAGGAAAGAAGAACAAAAUGUUAAUUAAAAUAUGUGUUUUGUGCACGCCAAACUAUGCUGUGGAUCAGAGUUCCCCAAAAACUUGGGUCCGCAGCUGUUUUCGGACUACAGUUCCCAUCAUCUCUGACCACUGGUCUUUGCUAGCUAGGGAUGAUGGGAGUUGUAGUCCAAAAACAGCUGGAGACCCAAGUUUGGGAGACCCUGCUGGAGACCAUAGGCACCAUUUCGCCGUAUGCCUCAUUGUUUGUAUAAUCUUAUAAAGUUGCGCCGGACGACAUAAAAGUUAUCGUAGGCAACAUUUUGCAUUAAAGGGAGCAGCAGCUUCUGAGUUAUUCUACCCUGAUGCAACUAGAGGACAGGAACCAAUGGCAUCUCUUAAGGCGUUUAAGAGUUUUUGUGGGGGUUGUGCAUCUGGGUGACUUGUAAUUGGAGAAUCCAUUCCACGCUUAGCAGGGCUGGUUUUUAUUUAUUUAUUUAAUGCUUAAAAGAGCACCCUGGAUAAACUAUAUCCCUACUCCCAUUAAACUCCUCUGUGGUCCUCUGCAGGAAACGGUGCCAGCAUCUUGCAGAAGCUCGAAAUCCGUGUGAUCAACCAGACCGUGUGCAGGUCCCUGAUGGUGCCCAACGACGUGACGGACCGCAUGAUGUGUGUCGGGGUUCUCACAGGCGGGAAAGAUGCCUGUCAGGUAGGAAUUGUCUGCAGGGAGAGAGGGGGGCCAUGGCUGUGGAGAGCUCAGAAUACAGCCCGGCCGACUUCUUACUUACUUCAUUAACUAAUUGAGGGGGGUUGCAGUGAAAAAGUCUCAAGGCGACUCGACGAAACAAAAUGCAGCACAGGAAGGUCGUAUAAAACCAGAAAAGCUUAAAAACAGGGGCAACACAAAACAAGCAGUGUGCUGCACCAGCAACUUAUUAGCUAGCCAGUGUAGUGUAGUGGUUCAUACGAUAGACUCGUAAUCUGGUGAACUGGGUUCGCGUCUCUGCUCCUCCACAUGCAGCUGCUGGGUGACUUUGGGCUAGUCAUGCUUUUUUGAAGUCUCUCAGCCCCACUCAACUCACAGAGUGUUUGUUGUGGGGGAGGAAGGGAAAGGAGAAUGUUAGCUGCUUUGAGACUCCUUAGGGUAGUGAUAUCAAAUCCAAAUCCGAACUCUUCUUAAUAAGAAGAACUGCACUAUGAUAUCAGUGCAUCUACUCUUGAGUAGAACUUGGUUGUCUGCAGCGCACAGGCUCUGCUGUUCGCGGUGACGCUCCGGCAUCAUUGCCUCGCCUUGCAAUCCCAGCUUCUUCCCUUGGAGGUGUCCGAACCCAACUGAAGGGCACAGGAACCCCACCAGAACCACAGUGCACCAGGGAGGCCAUUUGGUGCAAAUGCUGGUCUCUCCUGAGAAUGAAACGGUUCCUUAGACUGGUGGACAAAGGGUCACGAAAACAGGUCCCCUUUCUGAGCAUGUGUGUUCUUGUCUCUUUGCAGGGAGACUCCGGUGGGCCACUGGUCAGCUUGGAGGCCAACAACACAUUGUUCCUGGCUGGCGUGGUCAGCUGGGGGGAAGGCUGUGCCCAGAGGAACAAGCCGGGAAUGUACACUCGUGUUUCGGCGCUGCGGGCCUGGAUCAAAGAGCAAACCGGCGUGUAGGCGGCUGCGGCGACUGGGACGGUUCAUACGACUCUCCCUUUUUCUGUCUCUGGGUCUAUCAAGCUUGCAGCUGAAAACAUUCCCCUGUGAUAGGAAGGGGGUUCUGCAAAUCUUGUUCGCUCCUUUAAUUCCUUCUCGGUUUUCCCCCCAAAAAUGAAACCAGUGACACUCCUGGAUUCAUUGUAUGCGGCCGAUUGGAUGGGCAGUUGCCCCUUUGAGAGCGCCCCUCUGCUGCUCAUGUUCUCUGUCUCCAGAGACUUUCUGAAAUAAGUUCAAUGUGAACCUGCUUUAAAUCUGCAAGGGAGCUGGUACCUCCUGUGCAGGCCGCCUGAGGCAGGGGCCCGGUAGGUGCGGUACCCCUAAAUGACCACUAGUUGGCAGCAUGAGGGCCAAGUAGCCUUAAGUGAACACCAAGUGGCCACUUUUGUGUGUGUGUGUGAGAGAGAGAGAGAGAGAGAGGAUCAAAUGACACAUUGUUCUGUGUUUUUAGGACUCACCUGGUCUGCUGUAGCAUGUGUGACGUCUUCUAUUUUCUCUUCUCCCCCCCCCCCUUCCAAAAAACCCCCCAGGAUUCCCCCUGUGAAUAGGAUAGUUCCCAGAACGUUGUUUGUUUUUCAAAGCAGCUCAUAGAUUGGAGAGGUUGCCUGUCUUCUGUGCUCUUUUCCCAGACUGCAAACACACAGAGAUAUUAAUAUUGCAGGCAGGCGUCUUUAUCCAUCACCCCCUGCCAGAUAAGACGUUUGCUAACAUGGGUUGAUGGAAAUACCUUGGCUAAUAGGAUCAAAUCUGCUAUUUCAUCUUGGUAUUGUGUCACCUCCCCCGAAAAGGUGUGCUUGAUAUUACUGCAUUAAAUGCAGAGUUAACUGAAAAGUUCUGCAGUUAUAAAGGUAACCGAGUUAUAAACGGGUGCUCUUGCCUCCAUCCAGUCCUUUCCCAUCUGCCAAGUUUUAAUUUCCUUGUUGCAGCAGCAGGCUGCCUUCAGCCCCUGAAGCUCCAUCACAGGUCCCAUAAAAUGUGUUUAGGGGGUUAGGAUUAGGGUUAGGGUAUCCAGCAUCUGCCCCAUUAAACUUUGCCUACCUGGGGCACACCUUAGACUUCAUUCCCCGCCUCCCUUCCUUGAGCUCAUUGUGUCUCUUUCCUCACCUGGGAUAAUGGCUCUGGCUGCAGAUGUCUCUGCCCAUGGGCUAGUUAAAAGGUGUCUCUCUUCGGGUCAGUACUAUAUUUUCCCAACAUCAUGCAAUACUGUUGCUUCUCCUUGCAAGUUUAUGUAACUGACACCGCCUUGACUUCUACCUUGUCUAAACCUGCACUGAUGAAUUUGACGCGGAAAGCCUAAAACGAAAGAUGAGGCUGUUGGGCUCCUACAGAAGACCUGUUGGAACAUCUGCGGCCUGUGCACACCUAAGCGGCUUCAGGAUUUCACUCUCUUGGGCAGCGAUAGCUCCGAAAAUAUCAUAAGGGGAAUCCUCACUUGCAAAGCAGUUGCUUUUGCAACUGAGGGUACAGGUGUUGAGAGCGAAUAGAAAGGAGUCUCAGACCUCAAUAUUGCAGAUAUUGGCUUUUUUAAGAACCGAGGGGCAUUGUAGCUAAGUCUGUGUCUCAGAAUCCUGUAUCUCCCUUUGAGCAAGGAGGAUUCUAAACUAGGUGACUGCUGGGAAGAACAAAACGACAUGCAGCAACUUCCAGGUGUCCUGAUCCUGCACUGCUGGAUCCCAAGAAUGGCCUUCUGGGACUUGUAGUCUCCCUCCACUGGGUUAUUCUCAAGGAUCCAGCUGGUGUAAUACACUCAGACACUAUAGCUGUGGCCUUCCAGAUGUUGUUGAAGGACUCCAACUCAGCCCCAGCAGGGCCAGUGGUCAGGGAUGAUGGGAGUUGAGUCCAUCAGCACCCCAGAGAGACAUCCCUUCUCCACCUCUGUCUUAGGAGAACAUUCUGGGUCUGGGUUUUGUGAAGGGUUGUGGGGGGGGGAAUACUUUUCAGUUAACCCCCCCCCCCGCUCUGUUUUCCUUUUAAACUAGGGUAGAUGUCGGUAGAGCCAUAGAGUGUGUGCGAAAGUGAGAGAGAGAACCCAUUUGUAUGUGUGCAUGAAUGAGAUUUUUCUGGCCCGUUACGGGUCAGAUUGGCAUUGCCAAUAUGUGCCUUAACUGUAUAUCCUUGUUUAAUGUAUGGAUCUCAGCAUGUGAUGCUGAAGUUUUGUUUCUGUUUUCGGUGUCAGUGGUGGGUGACUAUAGGGGGUCCCUUUUUCUGUCUGGGGUGCUGUAUAGGAAUGCAGAGGACACCUUUUAACACGGUGGAACCCCUGAUUGUGUAGCGACAGUACGGAGCAAAGGAUGCUGGUGAGCAUAUUGGGGGGACGGGCCAUGUGCCCUGCACAUUUAAAGCAGCGUCUUUCCACUUUGAACAUUCAUGGCUCCCCGCAAAGAAUUCUGGGAGCUGUAGUUUGUUAAGGGGGCAGUGAGCUGUUUGGAGACCCCCUGUUCUCCCUCCAGAACUACAUCCCUUGGGGAUAACAGCUCCACCCCCUGAACAAAUGGCAGUUCCCGGUUUUUAUGGGGAAGAAGCCAUGACUAUUUAAAGUGGUACAUAGUUCCUUGAAUGUAUGGGGUGGGUGGGGCCUUGGGUAAUAAGCACACCAAAGUAGAGAUACAUAAGGGGAGGGGACUAUGGAGGAUGCUAUAGGGAGAGACCCUCUUUCUCUAGACUCCCUAGGCAGAUUUCCUGUUUUUUGUGCCUAAUUGUGUUUUUGUUUUGUUUUUAGAACGAUAAAAUGUUUUCUUUAUGAACCUCUGCUACACUUGCUCCAGAUAUCUGCUAUUUCCCCCGUUGUUGGUCUAGUUUAUAGAUGUGAAAAAAAUAAGCAGGGAAGAAAAAUGGAGUAGUUUUCUAAAACAGGAAAAGUGUCUAUUUGCAUUUUCAAAAGGGUAUUUAAUAAUCUAGGAAAUGCGCCGGUGAUUUCCAUUUUUGCAAAAUGAACCCACAAGAAGGGACAGAUAAGGGGACCCCCCCCCUUAAUAAUUUAUCUUUUUUAUUUUUUUUAAAGAAAAUGUUGCAAAAUUAUUUUUAAAUGAGUUGACUUUCAACUUUCUGUUGUUUAUGUAUAUAUUGUACCUUUUAAAAAGAAAAUAACACUGUAAAUACAUCUAAAUGGAAACCGUGACACCCAUUUUUGCUGUUGAAGGUCUGAAUUGAGAUUGUUAUGUCUGGUGAUUUUUAAUCUGCAUUAAAACCGUUUUUUUUUGUACAGAA
Messenger RNA from Podarcis lilfordi (Lilford's wall lizard), 39748 nucleotides. The record is from the annotation of a GenBank genome assembly. NCBI's taxonomy places the organism in Eukaryota, Metazoa, Chordata, Lepidosauria, Squamata, Lacertidae.